CAAAGUCUUCUUUCAGUGAAGGCUCCAACAUUAAUCCCAAAACCCGGUGCAAAGUCUAAACUGCUCUCCGCUCCCCACCCCACAGCCGGAGAAACGAGAGGGAAGGUAACAGCUUCCGGCGAUGGCACACCGCACGGACGGGUUACCGGUGGAUCCUCGGAGCGGCUUCUGCCCCUCCAACUCCAUCUUCUACAGCAAGCGCAAGCCCGUCCCCCUCCCCUCCGAUCCCCACCUCGACGUCACCACCUUCCUCUCCUCCCGCCGCCACUCCGGCACCACCGCCCUUAUCGACGCCGCCACCGGCCGCCGCGUCUCCUUCCCGGCCCUCUGGCGCUCCGUCGCCGCCCUCGCCUCCGCCCUCUCCUCCCGCCUCUCCGUCCGCAAGGGCGACGUCGUCCUCCUCCUCUCCCCCAACUCCUUGCACUUCCCCGUCGUCUCCCUCGCCGUCAUGUCCCUCGGCGCCGUCCUCACCACCACCAACCCCCUAAACACCCCACAAGAAAUCGCCAAGCAAAUCUCCGAUUCCGACCCGAUCCUGGCUUUCGUCAUCCGGCCCCUCGUCGGAAAACUCCCCCGCGACCGCGAUUUCCCCAUCGUCCUCCUCGAGGACUGCCGGAUCGCCGGCGACGAUGCCCGCAUCCGCUACACGAUCGAGGAAUUGACGGCGAUGGAGCCCGAUCUCAGGCGCCGGCGGGAGCCGGUGAGCCAGGACGACACGGCAACGCUUCUGUACUCCUCCGGGACCACCGGGACCAGCAAAGGCGUGGUGGCGACCCACCGGAAUCUGAUUUCGAUGGUCCAGAUCAUCCUUAACCGGUUCAAGCUGGAGGAGGGCGGUGGCGAGCCGGAGACGUUCAUCUGCACCGUCCCGAUGUUCCACGUCUACGGCCUGGCGGCGUUCGCGACGGGGCUGCUGGGAUCGGGAUCCACGGUGGUGAUCUUAUCAAAAUUCGAGAUGGGGGAGAUGAUCCGGGCGAUCAGGGAGUACGGGGCGACGUAUCUGCCGCUGGUGCCGCCGAUCCUGGUGGCGAUGUUGAAUCAGGCGGCGCCGCUGCCGUUGGGGCGGCUCCGACGGGUGCUGUCUGGCGGGGCGCCGCUGGGGAGGGAGGUGAUCGAGGGGUUCCGGGAGAAGUAUCCGGCGGUGGAGAUUUUGCAGGGGUAUGGGCUGACGGAGAGCACGGGGAUCGGGGCGUCCACGGACUCGGCGGAGGAGAGCCGACGGUUCGGGACGGCGGGGCUGCUGUCGCCCAACACGGAGGCCAGGAUUGUGGAUCCGGACACCGGUGUGUCCUUGCCGGUCAAACGCACCGGGGAGCUCUGGAUCCGGGGUCCCUACGUCAUGAAAGGUUAUUUCAAGAAUCCAGAAGCGACGAGCUCGACAUUGGACUCAGAGGGGUGGCUGAGGACGGGAGAUAUUUGCUACAUUGAUGAGGACGGUUUUCUCUUCGUGGUGGACCGACUCAAGGAGCUCAUCAAAUACAAGGGAUACCAGGUGCCCCCUGCGGAGUUGGAGGCACUGUUGCUGAGCCACCCUGAGAUCACCGAUGCCGCCGUGAUCCCGUUCCCGGACAGGGAAGUGGGCCAGUUCCCAAUGGCAUACGUGGUGAGGAAGGCUGGGAGCCACUUGUCCGAGACUGGAGUGAUGGAGUUCGUGGCAAAGCAGGUGGCUCCUUACAAGAGGAUUCGGAAGGUGGCGUUUGUAUCAGCCAUUCCCAAGAAUCCAUCCGGGAAGAUAUUAAGGAAGGAUCUCAUCAAGCUUGCCACUUCCAAGCUUUGAUGGCCAUUUUGGCUGAGAGCACGUUGUUGUACGUUCUGUGGGAGAAGAAGAUGACAUGAGUGAGUGGCGGCCGUAUUAGAUGGCUAUCCAAGCUUGCCACUUCCAAGCUUAAAUGGUGCAUGCACUUUUUUAUUUUUUAAGGAUGAUAAAAGAUGGCACUUCGGAGAGGAUUUGUUAAGCUCAGUAUGUAUUGGAAGAAACAAAAGUGCUGAAGUAAUGUUGCUCAGGCAAAUAAAUCCUAAAAAAAUCAAGGUGGGCGCCUACUGGGGUAGGAGCUUUUCUGUGAGUGGGAUCUAGAUUUGUCAUUUGAAUGAGCAUUUCUGUGAGCAUAUAUAUUUCUAUUAGUAAAGAAGCCGUGCAUAAGAACAUGUUUAGAGCUUGAA
Phoenix dactylifera (date palm) is the source of this 2160-nucleotide messenger RNA. RefSeq names its product 4-coumarate--CoA ligase-like 4. The record is from RefSeq and is a predicted model, not a curated record. Gene Ontology annotation, cellular component: peroxisome. Gene Ontology annotation, molecular function: CoA-ligase activity. Lineage: Eukaryota; Viridiplantae; Streptophyta; Magnoliopsida; Arecales; Arecaceae.